Messenger RNA from Pseudophryne corroboree (corroboree frog), 986 nucleotides. RefSeq lists its product as uncharacterized. NCBI's taxonomy places the organism in Eukaryota, Metazoa, Chordata, Amphibia, Anura, Myobatrachidae. The record is from RefSeq and is a predicted model, not a curated record. The transcript is spliced from 9 exons. The coding region runs from base 77 to 865 and encodes 262 amino acids.
UUGGUGAUAUCUAAUACAUUUUCAAGGGUGAUCAGGCAAGACUCCAGGAAAAGUGGUGGUGAUUGAAGGUGCUGCAAUGGAUCUGAAUAAAGCAAGUACUCAAAGUGAUGAUGUGAAGGCAGCAGAUGAAGACACUAAGAACUCAUGUGAUGUGGGAUCAAAGGACACAGAUGAGGGUGCCAAGAAAUCGUGUGAUGUGGAAACAAAGGCAACCGCUGUACCAGCCAGAAGUCCAGGAUACAUUAAGUGCCUCCUAUUAAGGAUAUCUUGUAUCUGGCCUCUGAAAUAUGUGUUUAAAAUGCUUAAGAAAGUAGUGUCAUUUGCUGGCCUUUCUGAGGAAGUGGAGACUGUGGGCAGUGCUGAGCAGACUUCCCCAAACAGACGGUUUUUGAGUGGCAAGAAACGGAUUGGACGCUUGGCCAGACUUAUUCUCUUGAUCACUCCUUACAGGCUGCAGUGUGCAUUGGGGUAUCGCUCUGUGCAAAACCUAGGAAAGACCUCUGCCUCUGAUGACAUUCGGAAGUCCCCUCUAAAGCUGCAUGGAAAAGGCAGCAAACGGAAACAGGAUGACUUGGAUAUGGAAGAGCAGCACAGCUGGGUGACCUUCAUGACUGAAGAUCUUCCAGAUGAGGACCAGGUUGAUGACCCUACAUAUGAGCCAAGUAAUUCAGAGACAGAUAGUGAAGAAAACAAAUCUAAGAAUGACACUGAGAGUGAUCUGGAAGUAGAAGAGAAAGAUGGUGUUGUGAUGCUUAAGGAGGCUACACAAGAGACACAAGGCACUGAGGAACAAAUACACAAAUCACCAUGUGAAGAAUCAAACCCAGAUGGCGAAGAGCAGAAAACCACGGUCUCUGCAGAUUGAUUUAAGAAAUGAGAUGCAUGGCCUGACCAGCACAUCCUCUUAUCCCGGUCUGCUGUUUAGUGUUCAAUCAGAACUGUAACCUUGGAAUAUUUUGUUAAAUUAAUAAAAACGUUUUCAAUGA